This is a messenger RNA of Amborella trichopoda, 2197 nucleotides long. It is a transcript of the gene GH3.9, whose product is annotated as putative indole-3-acetic acid-amido synthetase GH3.9. Gene Ontology annotation, cellular component: cytoplasm. Gene Ontology annotation, molecular function: acid-amino acid ligase activity. The record is from RefSeq and is a predicted model, not a curated record. NCBI's taxonomy places the organism in Eukaryota, Viridiplantae, Streptophyta, Magnoliopsida, Amborellales, Amborellaceae.
CUAUCAAAUUUCCAUCUACAAAUCACCCCAAUCCACACAAUCUCCACCCCCAUCAUGCAUAAGUUAGGCAUAUUGGUUGGAUAUUUUUGCAUUCUCUCUCUUGUAACUUAGAGUGCUCCGCCAUGCUCACUUUCUCUCUCUAUAAAUACAUAGUAGAAUGAACGCAUGUGAAACAGGGGUAGAGAGAGAAAAGGGCAUAAUGGAUGGGAAGAAGCUUGAGUACAAGGGAGAGAAGGCCUUGGAAGAGGUGGAGAAGCUAACCAUGAAUGCUGGAGAGAUCCAGGAUCAAAUAUUGGAGGAGAUUUUAAGGAGGAAUUGGAGGACUGAAUACUUGUAUGAGUAUUUGAGAGGGUCGAGAAAUAAAGAAGAGUUCAAGAGGAGGGUACCUGUGGUUAGUUAUGAUGAUAUAAAGCCUCUCAUUCAAAGGAUUGCGAAUGGAGAGCAUUACUCCCUUAUUUCUGGAGACCCCAUCACUGAAUUGUUAACUAGCUCGGGAACUUCGGGUGGAGAGUCGAAGCUGAUGCCAUCGAUAGCUGAGGAUAUAGACAGGAGGACAUAUCUCUACAACCUUCUCAUGCCCAUCAUGAACAAGCAUGUCUCAGGCCUUGACAUGGGCAAGGCAAUGUACCUCUACUUUGUGAAGGCAGAGACGUCGACACCAUCCGGGCUUCCUGCUAGGCCAGUCCUCACUAGCUACUACAAGAGUGAGCACUUCAGACACCGCCCCUUCGACCCCUAUAACAACCUCACUAGCCCAGAUAAGACCAUCCUAUGUCAAGAAAUCUCCCAAAGCAUGUACUGCCAACUUUUAUGCGGUCUCAUCUUUAGACAAAAGGUCUUACGCUUAGGAGCUGUCUUUGCCUCUGCUUUUUUGAGAGCAAUUAACUUCUUAGAACAAAACUGGCAACGAAUGUGUGUAGACAUAGAGACUGGCAAUCUCGAUCCCUUGAUCACUGAUCCCGGAUGCUUAGAAGCCAUGUCGAGGGUUUUAAGGCCGGAUCCCCAGCUUUCCACUGAGAUUUCUAGGCUCUGCGAAAGAGAGUGCUGGGGUGGCAUACUAUGUGAGUUAUGGCCAAAGGCUAAGUACAUAGAGGUUAUAGUGACUGGGUCUAUGUCACAAUAUAUACCAGCCUUGAAUUACUAUAGUGGGGGUAGGCUUCCAUUGGUUAGUACUAUGUAUGCUUCUUCGGAGAGUUAUUUUGGUGUGAAUUUGGAGCCAUUGUGUGAGCCUGCAAGUGUGGCUUACACUCUUUUGCCAAACAUGGCUUACUUUGAGUUUGCACCCAUUGCGAAGGGGGAGGGGACGGUGUCGGAGGAGCCAGUGAGCCUUGUCGAUGUGGAAGUGGGCCGCUUUUAUGAGCUCAUUGUCACCAAUUUUGCAGGUUUAUACAGGUACCGCAUAGGCGAUGUGGUCCAGGUUACAGGAUUCCACAACCAAGCACCGCAAUUCCGCUUUAUUUGCCGGAGGGACGUCAUCCUCAGCAUCGACACUGAUAAGACCACCGAAGAGGACCUCCACCGCGCUGUGGCCUCCGCGAAGAAGCUUUUAGAACCCUCGAGGCUCUUCCUCGUGGAGUACACAUCAUAUGCUGACACAUCAUCCAUCCCUGGCCACUAUGUCCUCUUCUGGGAGAUCGGCCCCGCCACCUCAGUACGCCUGUCCCCACACAAUUCAGUAAUGGAGGCAUGUUGUGCUAACAUGGAGCAAUCACUGGGUGAUGUGUACAGAAGGUGUAGGAGCACCGAUAAGUCCGUGGGACCCCUUGAGAUACGCCUGGUCUGCCCCGGCACCUUCGAUGCACUUAUGGACCUAUCUGUUAGCAAUGGCGGUUCAGUUAACCAGUAUAAGACUCCCAGGGGGAUUCGGUCUGGCUUGGCCCUCGAGUUACUGAACUCAAGGGUCACCUCGAAUUUCCUUAGCCCAAGAGAUCCAAUGUGGAUGGUUUAGAUUGAAUAAGAUGCAAUCUUUCUGGAAGGGUAACCUUGUUAAGGCUGAUCAUAAUUGUCCAUCAAUCACUUAUAAAUUUUGUAACCUGAGUUAACCAACUCGGUUGAUGGAGAAAGCUUCACUUAAUUACUCUUGAAAUAACUCAUCCUCUUAAUAUGGUACCCGUUGCUUUUUUUGUUAACUGCUGCAGCUGUUGCGUAAUUACUUUUGCUCUAAUUGCAUCCUUUUAAUACAACACCUUUUACUUAA